Quercus robur (English oak) is the source of this 660-nucleotide messenger RNA. RefSeq lists its product as uncharacterized. NCBI's taxonomy places the organism in Eukaryota, Viridiplantae, Streptophyta, Magnoliopsida, Fagales, Fagaceae. The record is from RefSeq and is a predicted model, not a curated record. Gene Ontology annotation, molecular function: RNA-DNA hybrid ribonuclease activity; nucleic acid binding. The transcript has a single exon. The coding region runs from base 1 to 660 and encodes 219 amino acids.
AUGGAGUUGUUUAUGGUGGUUGCUUGGAUGAUAUGGACCAGGCGUAACAAGAAGCACUUCAACGAGCAGCACCAACCCCCUGAGAAGAUCCCUAAAGCGGCAGCAGCAUUGCUAGCUGAGUUCCAUGGAAAUUCUGUUGGUAGGUCCGACAGAAAACUGACCCACACACAACGUUGGGUACCACCAGAUGAAGGAAUGUAUAAGGUGAAUUAUGACAGGGCUUGUUUUGUGGAUGAAGAGAAAGCAGGCAUUGGUGUUGUGGUGCGGAAUGAUCGGGGUCAAGCCAUGGGAUCUCUAGCAGAGAAAAUUGAAAUGCCAUCGACUGUGGAAGUCUUAGAGGCAAUGGCAGCAAGGAGAGUGAUGAUAUUCAUGGAGGAGUUGGGUUUGAGACAUGUAGUAUUUGAGGGAGACUCCGAGAUUGUGGUAAAAGCACUAGUAGGCCUUUGCCUAGACCGGUCUAGUAUCGGUCAUAUUAUAAAAGAUUGUAAGUCCUUAAGGGGUGUGUUCCAAACUUGUUCUUUCUCUCAUGUUAGGUGGCAGGGCAACGGUGUUGCACAUGCUUUAGCUAGGAGAGCUAGAAUGUCGUUUCCUUUGUUUGUUUGGAUGGAAUAUGUUCCAGCCGACAUUACCUAUCUAGUUUAUGUUGAUGUAACUUCAUAA